AUGGUUCAGCCAAAUUUAAAAAUAUACCCGUUUGCAUAUAUUUCAGCCGACAUUUAUGCAAAGUUACACGAUCAGCUACAGAUUCUUGCCAAGAACACCAAAACUAGGAUUGGUUACAAUAUGGAGGAGCAAUAUUUCGAUAUUCAAGGUCGUUCUCAACAAGCUUGUGAUAAUGUAGGCGAUCUAUUGACUACGAACUUGUUCCCUCAGUUGUGUACAUUGAUCGACGAAAGCGCUUUUCAUGGAACAUUUGAAAAAAUUGAAGACAUGUACGCUGCAUUGAGUGCGUCUUCUUCGCGCAACAAUUCAGACUCAAAUUUAGCACGCAAUCAAGGCAGGCCAUUUGAUUUUGAUGAAGCAGGACGCCCUACAACUCCAUUGCCAGCUUCAGGAACGCCAGCAUCCGAAACUUUGAAAUAUAGCAAUAAUAUCAGAAGUGACAAUGAAAGAUAUACCCCUACUCCUUCCACUCAUACUUCCGUUAAUGCUAGAGUUAUCAGUUUUUCUGAUCCCGAAACAGAUAGCUCCUAUUAUGAAUCAGAAGAUGGUGAUGAUGUUAUAGAAACCUUUGCCUUUGCCAAGAAUGUGCGCGAUCCGAGAGAAGUUCUCACUGGUCCUCCUGGUCUCAACAAUCAACCAGCAAACUAUUUAAAUAUUGUCGGUAAUGACACUGGUACUGAGUGCAGUUUACAUGAUCGUCAGAUUAAAAUUGUUGGUAGCUCUGAAGAAGCUGUAAAAGAAGCAAAGCUGCGAUUCCGUAAUUUGCAAACUAUGUUCAAACGUCGCAAUAGAGGUACCAAUAUUGUACCCUGCGUCCAUUAUCCAGUGGAAGUUCCCGAAUUCGGUCUCUAUUUUUGCAAUUUGGAGAGAUACGCUCAACGAGACUAUGUACAUAUUUUAAAUCGACCAGAGGCGCCAUUGUUCGUGCUGCUGCCUGUACUUAAGGAUAGAACCGGACAAUAUCAGAGACCGAAAGACCUCUUAAAUGCUAACGCUCCUAUGACUGCUUCUCCUGCUGCCGCUGCUCUAAAUCAAAUGUCUCCACGACUCUCUAUGCGACAACAGCAGCAAACCGCACAUUUAGAAACGAGAAGGCAGGGCAGUCCACAAUCACCUCAAAACCAAAGACAGCAUCAACAGCGACAGCAGACGCAUGAGUUAUCUUUAGAGGAAAGAAUGCGACUAGCCACUUUAGAACACUAUCAUGAUUAUGGUAAUUUCAACCAAGGCAUGGCACCAGACCAACAGCCAUUGUGGGGUGAAAACAAGAAUUUCGUUGUGCGUACCAGUGCACAGCCUUCUCCUACACCAUCUGCACCCCCAGUCAAUUAUGUUGGUGCUCCUGCACCUCCCAAAGUGUCAUCCAAUGAUGACUUCCCUUCGUUACCAUCUGCUCCUCGUGUCGCCCCUGCUACUAGUAAACAACAAACCAGAAAGGUUCUCAGGAUUUCAAAACAGAAGGCGUCUCCUCAAAUUACGCGACCUCUUAAAUCGAAUAUGGAAAUUAUUAAAGAUUAUAAUUUCAACAAUAUCAAAGCUGCACUGGAGGACGGCUUAACGGGCGUUCGUGGCUUUAGUGGUGACAUUAAGUUGAGAGCUAAACUCGGCAAGGUGAUUUGGACUAAUGUCACCCAGGAUAUCCAAAAAAAUAUGUGGAAAUUCAGCGAUUUAAAAGAUAUUCUUAUGGGAGAGAAAAAAGUCAGGCCUCACUUCAGCAACAUGACAACCUCAUCUGAUUUUAUUAUUGAAAAGAUCUCUAAUGUUUUGCCUGCUUCUAUGAACAAAACUGUGCAUUUUGAAAUUUAUGCAAAUGUUCGACAUCAGAACUGCUUGCCUUAUAAGCCUGUUGUUAUGCAUAUGCGUGGAAAUGUGGUUGAAAUCAGCAAAAUUGUCAACUCAAAAGAAACAGUAACAGAAAUUGAUUGGUGUACCCUUGAUCGUAAAUUUGAUUUCCAAUUGAAGCUUGAAACUGAGCAAAAGACGCGCACUAAUGUCAAGCCCUAUACCAAUUUCAUUAACAAAUUUUGUUUGAGUCCUGAAACCAAGCAGCUUGCAUUUGAGAACAUCCCUGACUUUUUGGAGGUCGACUACGUUUUGGUCAAACAAACGACUCGCUAUCGUAUUCAUUUUCCUUUCAUUGUUGAGAUUACGCGUGUUGAGAGAAUUCCACUUGCAACUCAACCUUAUGAUGUUAGCGGUACUUUUAAGAUUAUUGGCGAUAUUGGUCAUGGUGAAGUUUGGUAUGAUGUGGAAGUCGUUUAUUCUACAUAUGAUGAAAUUUUCCAGCGCAACAAUAGUUUACCAGCUGGCAAAAUGGCAAACUGGACUGUGGAAGACAUCUUAGGUUCUGACAGCAAUGGCUCGGAUGCCUUGGUUGAGUAUAUUCGAUGCUUAUUAUUGCUAACUGAGAAGUGUGAACGAGAAUUUGAUAGAAAAUAA
This is a messenger RNA of Mycotypha africana, 2439 nucleotides long. RefSeq lists its product as uncharacterized. Bases 1 to 2439 code for a protein of 812 amino acids. Lineage: Eukaryota; Fungi; Mucoromycota; Mucoromycetes; Mucorales; Mycotyphaceae. The transcript has 9 exons. The record is from RefSeq and is a predicted model, not a curated record.